AUGUUCACCUUCAAAGUCACCUUCUCCACAAACAAUGACUCUAUCAACCCCACCGCGGUCAAGUCACAAGCCACUCCAAACAGCAACCCUAAUUCCAUUGGCCAUUGGGAGCUCACCAACAAGGAGGUGCUUUGUAAGAUUGUUUCUGAUCCGUUCCGUCCGCUCACUAUUCCAAACUGA
Messenger RNA from Puccinia triticina, 180 nucleotides. RefSeq lists its product as uncharacterized. The coding region runs from base 1 to 180 and encodes 59 amino acids. Lineage: Eukaryota; Fungi; Basidiomycota; Pucciniomycetes; Pucciniales; Pucciniaceae. The transcript has 2 exons. The record is from RefSeq and is a predicted model, not a curated record.